Messenger RNA from Syngnathoides biaculeatus (alligator pipefish), 3143 nucleotides. It is a transcript of the gene rab23, whose product is annotated as RAB23, member RAS oncogene family. Gene Ontology annotation, molecular function: GTP binding; GTPase activity. NCBI's taxonomy places the organism in Eukaryota, Metazoa, Chordata, Actinopteri, Syngnathiformes, Syngnathidae. The record is from RefSeq and is a predicted model, not a curated record. The coding region runs from base 398 to 1105 and encodes 235 amino acids. The transcript is spliced from 7 exons.
AGCAAUGCUACCUCGCCGCUCUCGUGCGCAACGUAGUUGGCUUGCAGCAGCCACGGUUCGCGGCUGGGCGCUGGCUGGAACUCCCGUUAAUUUUACAUCGACCUGCUUGUAUUUGCUGUUACCAACCGUCGCUUAUUGUGUAUUUGUAGUAAGCAUCCUCAAGGCGACAUUAUCUGGAGGAGUAUAGUUUAUGCCCCCCCCCCCCACUACUCAAAAGGGAGCUAACCGCGGCCAAGUUAUUAUUUUGUUGUCAAGAGUCACUUUCUUCUCCAGACAGUUCAUCUGAUGUCGUCCACCACCCGUAACAUAUUCCAGGGGGUUUACGCAUAUGCGUCAGCUUGGUGAAAAAGUGCCCCAUCGACGUCAAAGUGAGACGAGCAACUGAGGCGUCACCACCAUGCUGGAGGAGGACAUGGAAGUGGCCAUCAAGGUGGUCGUGGUGGGCAACGGUGCUGUGGGGAAGUCCAGCAUGAUUCAGCGCUACUGCAAAGGUGUCUUCACCAAGGACUACAAAAAGACCAUCGGCGUGGACUUCCUCGAAAGGCAAAUCAUCGUGAAUGAUGAAGAUGUUCGCCUUAUGUUGUGGGACACAGCUGGGCAGGAGGAGUUUGACGCCAUCACUAAGGCGUACUACCGUGGCGCCCAAGCGUGUGUUCUGGUGUUCUCCACUAUAGACAGAGAUUCCUUUCUGGCUAUUGACAAUUGGAAGGAGAAGAUCGAAGCAGAGGUGGGAGAUAUUCCCACAGUUCUUGUGCAAAAUAAAAUUGACCUCCUGGAAGAAAGUCUUAUAAAAAACGAGGAGGCGGAGGGCUUAGCCAAGAGGCUGAAGCUGAGAUUUUACCGAGCUUCGGUGAAAGAAGAUUUGAAUGUCACAGAGGUGUUUAAAUACUUAGCUGAGAAGUAUCUUCAACAACUGAAACAGCAAACAGCAGAGGAGACAGAAGCGGUACACUCAACAAGCAAUAAAAUAGGAGUUUUUAAUACCACAAGUACUAAUCAGAGCAACCAGAGCUCCAGCAACGGCAGAGAAGUCAUCACUUUGCGACCAAACAAACAAAGGACCAAGAAGAGUAAAAACCCAUUCGGCAGCUGCAGUCUCAUCUAGACAAACAACAAUUAUUUUUUUUGUUUUUUUUCAUGCUGACCAUUCACAGGUAGCCUCAGAUAGAAACCAAAGUGUAAAGACUGGAAACCAUUUUGUUACACUAACCCUACGUUAGUCUCCUUAUGACAGUUUUUCCACCCACAUUAGUUUAUACAUUUCAUCUCUUUGGUCUGCACAGUUUCAUCGUUCCUUCGACUCUUCAUCCUAUGCACAUGCAGUCUUUCAUGUCUACCGCUGCAGAGAUAUUUGUACAAUACAGAUUAUCACCUAUUUCCAUGCAAUUCACAAACGGGCCAAAAUGAUUUCCACUUUUUCACAAUUUUUGACAUUUAUGUGAAAGGUUUGACAGCUUGAUUACUUUAAAUUCCUUGUUUCACCAGGCAGUAGGCUAUUCUACUCUUCAUUGUGUUUUCAUCUUCCUCGAUAAUGCGACGCAAUAUCUUUGCUCAUACUUUUUGACUUUUUUUCAAGGAGUAAUUUCCCAUUAUCGUACCUCACCACCUAUCAACUUUUUUAUUUGGGAUUCAUUUUUUACUGCAGUUGCUCUUCCAUAUUUUAGCUUUUUAUCUUUGUAUGUCAUUUAGAAGAGAAGUGGAGUAUUUGAACACUCAGCAGGUUAUGGUUUGGGUUAUCUGGAAUGAAUUCAGCAGCUGGUCAAAUAGAUUUUUAUACAAUUCACAGAAGUGUUGAGUGAUAUUUGAAGGUGUUAAUGGCGUCCCGGUGCCAAUUAAUUACUUAAAACAGCAGAGGUUUGAAUGUAAUCUUUAGAUAAUCACUUGUGCAGUUGUAUAACCAAAAAUCAAUAUUAGUGGUACGUGUGUACUUUACUGUGCACUCAUUUGUUUGUUACCAAAUUUGGCCUGUCUGUCAUGUAACAGGAGGCAGACAGACUUGAGUUCCCCAAGUCAUACUCAGCUAUUGGACAUUGAUGUUUUGAAUAGCAGUUAUUUACAUAAUGUUUACUUUGAUAUGACUUAGAGCAAUGCAUUACCAUUAUGAAUCAUCAAUUCGUCCACACAUGUCUUAAACUUGCCUGGCAGACAUCAAGCUCAACAGCUGAGGUUUGUAUCGAAUAUUGUUUGGUUGUGGCUUGUUAGCGUGGUGGUCUUUAUUUGAAUAUUGAGGUGCAGUGACAAAUUGGCCAUCAGGAUUGUAAGGUUGAUUUUCAUAUGUCUGUGUGUGCUCCAACAUUAAAAAUUAAAAUUCUUCUCGAUUAAAAGAAAUGCUUAGUUUUCACUAAGCCAUCUAAAACUGAAGAUUGUUUUAUCUCUCACGGUGGUCUAACAACCACAUAGUCUCAAGGUGUUUUUUUUAGAAGGGUCUCCUCUGUUAAAUAUUGUAAUGUGAAAUCACUUCUUAAUUGUAUUUAAAUGAAUAUAUAAUACAUUGGCGAAUUACACAUGCAUGCUUAUUGAUUUUAUUUUGGUACUGAUUCUCGCAUGUGUGGUGGCAUCCAACAUUGAAAUAUUAGUGCUAAUGUAUACUUUGGACAGUGCUAUUGAAAGGAAAGUGCUGUGACUGUGUUGCAUGCAAAAGCCUUUUGUGACAAAUCACUGAAUGUUCCAUUGUUGCAAAGCCACAAUGCCUUAACCAUGUUUACAUAUUUGUCCAUCAACCUCAAGAAAACACUUUAGUCCCCUAAAAAUGGCCUGUACAUCACAUUUGUACAUAAUCAAUUCUUUACUUUGCCUUUUUGCUUUUUAACCGAAUUGACUUCACGCACUUUAUCAGUGAAAUAGCAUAAUUGUUAGCUAUAAUACCCAAGAACCAGAAAUUUAAAUGAAUAGUAGUUAUGUGCUGUCACUCAGGUGUUGUAUGAUAUUUCUGUGUCGCAGACUUUUUUUGUUGACAUUUCAUCGACCUUUUCACAUUUGCUAAGAAAAAAAACAAUGUUUGCAUUAAGCCCUUGAUGAAAACUAACAAUUGGUAAAUUUUUACUUUGAACAAAUGUAACCCUAUAUGUGCCACACAGCUGUGCUCCAGCUCUCAUGGUGUUGUAGGGAGAACUGAAAUAAAUGACUCUUUACUUUUGUUCUCA